This is a messenger RNA of Apodemus sylvaticus (European woodmouse), 1240 nucleotides long. RefSeq names its product eukaryotic translation initiation factor 1A domain containing (gene Eif1ad). Gene Ontology annotation, molecular function: translation initiation factor activity; RNA binding. The record is from RefSeq and is a predicted model, not a curated record. Gene Ontology annotation, biological process: translational initiation. The transcript has 6 exons. Lineage: Eukaryota; Metazoa; Chordata; Mammalia; Rodentia; Muridae. Bases 572 to 1078 code for a protein of 168 amino acids. Gene Ontology annotation, cellular component: nucleus.
CGGUCCCUCUCAGGAAGCCACGCUGCUUUCGAUGGAUUUUGUUUCUCCAGCGGCCCUUCCCGUCUGUGGGAUCGAGGCCUCCGAGGAGAAUACUUUUUCCUGCCCAGCACCCGGAACUUAGGUUUGUCUCACUAGAUCGAGGGGAAGAGUUAAAGGAAUGGACAAAGAGGGGGCGGGGCAUCCGGAGGGGCCUCUGAGAGCCCCGGAAGUGCAAUCCACGGCGCGGUUUCCUCAGUCAGGUCUAUCACCUCAAACCCGCAGACGGAAGGUAGGAACACCGGAGGGUUGAGGCCGAGCGUCCAAGCCGGCGCUACCGUCGUGACCACCUGCAAGUCGCACUUCUUUGCUUUUUUGUUCACUCACUCUUGAGGUGAGUCGUGGACGAGCUGCUUUCACCGUCAACCUGGAAAACAGAGCUUGCUUGUGUAGCGCCGAGCGGGGCAAGGUGGCACUUUUUCGUAUAAGGCUGCUUCUCUUGAAAGCAGUCCUGGCUUCUAAGACCGGCAUCCAAAUAACUCUGGAAGAAGAGCUGACAGUCCGUGCACCCUAACAACCCUGGACAGAAGCCAGCAUGUCUCAGGCCAGCAAGAGGAAGCAUGUGGUGCAGGAGGUGCUGGGAGAGCACAUGGUGCCUUCUGACCAACAGCAGAUAGUGAAAGUCCUCAGGACUCCUGGCAACAAUCUGCAUGAGGUAGAGACAGCACAAGGGCAGCGCUUCCUGGUGAGCAUGCCCUCCAAAUACCGCAAGAACAUCUGGAUCAAAAGAGGGGACUUCCUCAUUGUUGACCCUAUUGAAGAAGGAGAAAAAGUGAAGGCUGAGAUCUCUUUUGUGCUUUGCAAGAACCACGUUCGCUCUCUGCAGAAGGAGGGUCACUGGCCUGAGGCCUUCUCUGAGGUAGCUGAGAAACAGAAUAAUAUGAACAGAGAGAGUCAGCCGGAACUCCCUGCUGAGCCACAGCUUUCAGGAGAAGGGUCAGGUUCUGAAGAUGAUUCUGACCUCUUUGUCAACACCAAUCACAGACAGUAUCAUGAGAGUGAGGAGGAGAGUGAAGAAGAGGAGGAGGAAGAGGAGGCCUGAGCCCCAGGACCUACCUCUGCCUGCUCAGGGACUACCCCUUGGCUUUUCUGGGCUUGGACAUUCCCAGGGUGCCCUGCAGAUCUUUUCCUUUGGAUGGGGACAAAGCAUGGCCCCUUUCUGAACUGACCUAAAAGAAUUAAACCCCUGGUGGGUAAUGACUUA